AUGCCUUGCUCGAUCGACGACGUCAAAAGCAGGAGUGAACACGAGAGACCUUACGAAGUUGCCUUUGUGCUAAAGUGCUCAGGUAUUGCUAUUGCAACCAUUGCCGGGCUGCUAGGUGCAUCUUUCCUAGUGACAGGAUUUUCGUGGGACUUUAUACCUGCAACCUACGGGUUCCAUUUGCUUGUCCCUGAUCUUGCACCAAAUGUUGGUUUAUGGUGGUAUUUUUUUAUCGAGAUAUUCGAUUCCUUCCGGGAGUUCUUUCUCGGUGUUUUCUGGUUGCACUUGGUGGGUUACGUUGGAGGACUGACGAUUCGAUUGCGACGACAACCCUUGUUCGUCGUCACUUCGUUGAUUGGAAUUUUUGCCAUCUUCAAGCCUUAUCCUAGCAUUGCCGAUGUUUCGUUGUACUUUGCGCUUCUGCCCUUGUAUCGGCAUCUGUCACCACUAACGCGAUACACCUUCUUCGCCGCAUCUGCAUUACUCUAUGCCACUCUGUUAGGACCGGCUUUUUAUCAUCUAUGGAUCUAUGCUGGCUCCGGCAAUGCCAAUUUCUUCUAUGCUAUCACGUUGGUAUGGAGUCUAGGGCUCACAAUUCUUGUUGCGGAUCUUAUAUUUGCAGCUCUGCGAGACGAGUGGGAAUAUGAUCACCCAGAGAUGAAGGGAAAAGACGUCAGGCAGAUCUGA
Talaromyces atroroseus is the source of this 684-nucleotide messenger RNA. RefSeq lists its product as hypothetical. NCBI's taxonomy places the organism in Eukaryota, Fungi, Ascomycota, Eurotiomycetes, Eurotiales, Trichocomaceae. The record is from RefSeq and is a predicted model, not a curated record. Bases 1 to 684 code for a protein of 227 amino acids. The transcript has 3 exons. Gene Ontology annotation, cellular component: membrane; GPI-anchor transamidase complex. Gene Ontology annotation, biological process: attachment of GPI anchor to protein; protein localization to cell surface.